AUGAUGCAACAAGCCACACGACCUUUCGAAUCGGAUGACUUGGACUCCACAACAACAUCUUCCGAGAUCCUUGUACCAAAUGAUCCAAAUUUGGAUUCAUCCUUGAAUAGGACAGUUACAUCAUCAUCAUCAAGGGAUCAACAACAUUAUUUCAAUUUCAAUAAUAAUAGUAAUAAUAAUAAUAAUAAUAACAACAAUAACAAUAUUAAUUUUAAUAUCAAUGAAUUAUUACAAGAAAGCCUCAACAACAGAGAUGAUAUUCCAUUAUUGAAUCAACCAUCCAUCCAUAACCGUAGCCAUCACCAAGAAGGAAUUCCCAAUGAUGAAAUCAACACUUCCACCACCACCACAACAACAACUAAUUUUCCAUCUCCUCCUCAAGAAGAAGCUUACGGAAAAGUAACUUCAGGAUCUUCCGAUGAUGAUCAUCCCCAUCAACCAACACAACCAACACAACCACCAUCAUCAUCAACGUUUGAACAAACACCCAUCCAAUAUUGGAUUCCCAUGCAUAAACCUUCCUCCACUUCCUCCUCUUCCACUUCCGUAUUAUUGGAAGCAUCCAAUCAACAGGAUCAGCAACCACCAUCACCACCACCACAAGAAACACACGAAACAUCAUCCUCUGCUUUAACGAUCAUGAUCAGUCCAUCAUCACUUGAUGAUUCCUAUUUAAUGGUCGACGUGAAUGAGAGAGGAGAUUUAUAUACGAGUCAGACCUUUCUGGAUUCGAAUGGAGUGAGACACGAUGAAGAAAUUCGUAAACUUGGUGAUAGAUAUCCGAGUAUGAUUCCGAGUCGAGCAUCUCUUCCCAAGUACAGCGUGUGUUUGGAUUUGGAUCAAGUGGCUAAGGAGAUGGGAAGUGAUAUUGAGAUUGAUGUGAGCUCGUUUGUGGUGAAUCCAAAAACCACCACAGCUCCAAAUGUUUGUGAUGCUGCUAUCACCACAAAUACUACUACUACCACAUCGAUCACCACAGAAUCUCCAAAUGUCAUGAUGGAUUCAUCUUCCUCUAAUUUACAGUAUCGGAAUGAGGAGAUUCAUGCAAUGACCAUGUAUCCCUUGUUAAUUUCAGCAGUAGAUUCUGAUUCGUUAUUUGGGAGUGCUAUUGGCAAUGGUCCAUUGGUGAAACUACGGAGUGGUGGUGCUGGUGUUGCUGGAAGUAAUUUAGGUCAGGCGUUAAUGGUUUCUUCUUCGAACCAUGGUGUCGAUGCUGUCAAUACUCAAGAAUCGAGAGUGGAUUUAAUUCCAUUAUUACAGCCACAAAUUGAAUUAGGAUAUUUAAAUAAUUUAUUAUUGAAUGAAUCGAUGGUAUUGGAAAGUAUGGGAAGAAGACAAAUUGAAUUUCAUCAUGAUUUUUAUAUGCUGUGUUAUGAAUAUUAUAAUUCAUUCUGUAAAAUCAAGAAGCUGAAAGAUUCUUUUGCACAAUUAUUAUCGGAACAGAAACAGUUACAGAAAUCGAUCUUUACAUUCUCGACUAAAACUUUUCAGUCACCCAGCUGUCAGUGUGGAGAUGGCUAUCAAUUGGUGGGAUCGGUGACAGCUCUCAAUGCUACACCUAACAAACAUGUGAUUGAAACUUUGAAGAAAAAUUUUGCACAAACUCGAACACUCUAUCAUGAUAACAUUGUGGAGGCAAAUUUACUGAACAAGUAUGCCAAUAUUCGAAUUAGUCAUUACUUGGAUGAAAUUAUUUCCAGUUCGAAUUUAUUUAAUGUGCAAGCACCUAUUGUGUUGACAUUACAACACCAUUCACGUUCAGAGUACGACAAUGAGAUGGUUGAAAAAUUGAAAACCUGCAUUCAGAUCUUGUUCUUUUUUGAGCAGGCCACACACGGAAUGGCGACUAUAGUGACACCUUUAGGAUGCUCAGAAUUAGAGACCUCGCUCGAUGAGACCAUGAACGAACUCAAGUCGUUUAGGAGUGACAUUCGAAAUUGGAUUUUGUGGUCAAUCACACAACUCAUGAAAAUGUCCACCAUUGAAGAUAAUCGAUUUGUUAUUUUUGAGCUUGUCAAAUGUAGACAUGUUGGUUCUUGGGCUUCAUUUGCUCUCCAAUUUCCAAUAAUUGAUUCUGACAACAGCGUUGAUCAAUUUCUUGCCUUUCUCUCACUAUUCCUAACUCCUACGUAUAUCAAAGAAAAUGAGCUCAUUCUCACUGAAGACGAUUAUUUAAGCCUGUGGCAACAACUACCAUUAUUUGAAAGCAUGGAUUAUAUAUUAUCAGGAUGCACACAACAAUUUUUCAAGGAAAAACAAUCUUCCUAUUUUACCUCCUUCUCGCGAGCAUUUUCUUUCAUUGAUACUGUGCUCUAUAUUUUAUAUCAGGCCUUAAUUAAUUUCAGCAAGUCGCCCACUCAUUCUUCUUUCACUCGAAUGCUGUCACAAAAUAUGGCACGACUUGUACAGAUGGCUUCCAAUUCGAUCAGUCAAUUGGAAGGAGUAAGCACUGAAGAUGUUGAAUAUUUAUUUAACAGUUUCUAUGUGAAGUGUUUCAAGGGACUUCUCUCUUCAACGUCGAACUUGUGGUCCUUCCUUUCCGAGUUACCAUAUGAAAUCAUUUCUGAAGCUUGUGCAUGUUCGAUAUUUUGGAUCAUGUUUAGAGAUGAGAAAACAGUAGAUAUGAACAUUUCAUACGAUAUUUUAAGAGAUCUUGAUUUGUGGACGAACAAGUUGAAUGAAAACAAAACGUUACGAAACAAUUUUAUCCAAAAGUUCCAAAAGAAAGAAUGUGGAUAUUUAUUCCCAGUAUUGUCUCGUUUGGGAUGCUCUCACUCUUUUGGUCUUGCGUCAAUAAUUGUUCAUGAAUUAUUCUUUAUUGGAUUUAUUAACGAUUCAUCAAGAGAUACUUACUUUAGAGAUGCUACAAAAAAUAUUGUUCUCAUAUGUGAGGCACAUCCAAGAUUAAUAUCUCUAGUAUUGGCGCUUGUCACAAAAUAUUUAAAAUUUGUGGAUCGAUAUUCUCUGACCAUUUUCAAGCAGUUGCCUUUGAAGAGCUGGAAGAUUACCAAAGACAAGGACUUGUCUCUACUUGAAGAGCUCCUUCUCAAACCAAUGAUAAGCACAGAACAUGAAUUAGCUCGAUUUAUCAUUGAAAAUCUUCCUUGGAGUGACGAUAUCAAUAAUACUCUUCUACCUUUGGAGGUACAACAAAGGUUGAUGAUUCUCGUUGCCAAAGCUGUCUCCUAUCAUAGAAAAGAUUCUCAAUAUUCAUUUAUUAGAAAAGACCCAUGGAAUGAGCUUGAGGAAUGGGGCUACUCAGUUUUACAACGAGUUAAACUUUAUGAUGAGAUUCAAACACCACUCGUGACCAUCCAUCCAAUUGACCAUCCGUCUCUAAGUGGUCUCUUACACAGCGUCGAGGCAUCCAAGAAGAAUAUUGAUGGAGUGAGUGCAUAUACCUUGUUGUCUCUAAGUGAAGUUGGAGUCAAUUUGCAAAGGUACAAUGAAAUUGCUAAAGGUUGGAUCGAAUUAAUGAUUAACACCAAACCAAAUAGAAGAGCUCUCAGAAUCAUGUUGGAAUUGAGUGUGAGAUUUUCUGAGAGUGCAAAGAAUUCCAUUAAUGAUGUCUCUGCUCCUAACUAUCUCACAUUUCAACCACACCUCGAUAAUAUUCUCAAUCUCGAUACAAACAAAUCAUUUCUUGGAAGAUUGGUUAAUUCAGAAAGGACUAUUGGAGAGUACACAUGCAUAGUGUCCACAGGAGUUUGUUCCUUCAUUGAAAAUCUGUUUGAUGCUAAAAAGCUUUCAACUCUAAAAAGUUUUUUAAGUUUUUGGUUGAAUGAAUUUACGAGUGUGACCUCGUGGACGACCAAUACCUGCUGCAUGUACAUUCUUAACUCGAUAUGCAAAACUGUAUUGCAACUACACCUCGUUGCUGAAACAGGACUUCCAAGUUUCUUUUCACAACUUGACGCCAUGGAGAAUUUUGGACUCUUUCCAAAUGGACUCUUUAGCUCAUCUUCCACAAUUGUUCACGCUCCUUUCUUUUCAAAAGAUAUUCGACCACAAACACAGUAUCCUCAUCUUUCAUUGUUUUAUUUGCUUGGAAUUGCAUCACAGGAAUUUCACAAAAGACAACAAAUUGCCAAUUUAACCCUCUCGAAUAAUUAUCAAGUUGCCUCCAAAUCCUUUGAUCCCGUUCGUUUUUCAGUUUAUAGAGUAUUGAGCUAUUGCAUUUUUCUAUCAGAUAUUGUGGCGGAUCCUAAUACGCCCUUGCAGAACGUUCACGAAAUUCACGCAUGUCUUCCUAUCUAUUGGCAACUCUUCUUUUAUUUAUAUUUCGAAAAGCAACUCGCUUCUGCCAAUAUGGUCAGAUUUUUUGGAUAUCAAUUCUUGGACAUACCAAACAAGGACAAGAUUAUUUCACAAAUCAUUGAAAAGUUGGAAAAUCUUAAAACAUUUUAUGGAAAAUCGACCAUUUCCAAUGCUGCUGCUUCCAUUGAGCUUUAUCAUGCCAUGGUGAUUUGGUUGAACUCUACGAAAGACUCUUUUCACACUUUGAUUAACAUGAUCAUGACACAAAAUAUAGAUAUAACAGGCAACAUUUUGAUACAACCAUAUUUUCUACCAAGUAAAUUGGUGAGCGUCAUGAAUGAAGAUUUAUCGAGAGAUUACUCGUUCUUGUGGUAUGACAAUGUUGAUAGCUCUGUACUCCAUGCCAUCCAAAUCUCUCAAGUGUCACAAUACCUUUCUCUGAUUUAUCCAAAUUUGAGUCCACGUUCUCAAAAAUUACUCACAAGAAAGAGCACUCGUUCUCUGAUCUUUAACAAUAGCAAAGUGGAUUUAGCAUACCUAAAGAAAAAAGAGAAGGAAACAAUGAAACAAAUUCCAAUUUUACGAACCUUCUAUGUGAGUAAUAUGAGAAAGGGAUUUGUGGUGAAUCUCGCGGAUAUAGAUCCUGGAAUCAUUCUAAAUUACACAAGCAAAUACUCAACUAAUAAGGAUACUCAUACCCAUGCAGACUCGGAAUUCAUCUCUCUAAUUCCUCGAAUGUAUGACAAUGUUCGAAAACAAAAGACUUUAGAAUUGAGGUGUUAUAAGGGAAUGUUUUGUAAAUGGCCAGGAAAAGUGUUAUUCUUUUAUGAUGAACCUGAAGAGAAUAAGGCCAUCACACAACGACUUGCUAACAAUAGAUCUCAUGUUUACAAACUCGUUGAAUCUGAUGACAUUGAACCCUACUUUUGCCACUUUCUUCUUCAGUUGGACAUUACUUUGAGAAAUGUCGAAAGUCAAGCAUUAGGAAGUGCCAUCUUUUACCAUCUCUUACACUAUUAUCAAGCUAUUUGCACCAUAUUUCCACCUUUUCGAAACAGUUUAGAAAGAAUCUUAAAGAACUAUGCUGAAAAAUACAUUCGAAAUCAACCUCAUGAAAUGAUGCCUCUCAUGCGUGACAUCAUGAUUGAUCCAUAUCGAACGAGUCUACUCUCCUCUUUUUUCAAUCCCAUGCUCUGUCCUGAACUGUGGUCAACUUAUUUGCAACAUCUCUACAUGGAGAAGCGAAAAAUGUUUUCAGGGAACAUGAUGUUACUCUAUUCAAAAUUUAAAGUGGAUGAAUGGUUAAAGAAUGAUUGCAGUUUAGAAGCUCGACAAUCAGUGAUUGAUCAUUGCAUUGAAGCUCUUGUCAUGUACAGAAUGGAUAUUACGAGUAAGGGAAUAUUGUCACGUACGGAUGAAAAGGAAAUUUUCAACUUUUAUCUUCAUCUCAUUCCAAAAUGUGUGAACCAUCAAUUCUCAGAGUUGUACAUUUACUCAGUUCGUAAAAUUCUGCAAUUCACCGCCGAUUUACCGAGUGAAAUGAUUUCUACGUUCAAUCAGAUGGUUUUUAUUGAGGCCUCGAAUGAUGAUAUUCUCAGACAGCACAUGGACGUGACACGCGAGUAUUUAUGGAAAUCGAGGAAAAUUGGUAACCCUGUUUAUUCUGUGAUACCAACUCCAAAUGUGAAAGAACUUGUGCUCAUGACUGAACGUAUGAUUUGUGCAUGUCAUGCGACGUCUCCUCUUGUCAUAGAGAGUCAACAAAUAUUCGAAAUAAUUUGUAAGGUUUUUGAACCUUUAAUUUUCCCUGUACCAGCAAAUUCCAUUUCACAAUCUACUUCGUCUCUGAGCUCAGGACAUUUCAUUUCUCCAUGGAUGGACAAAGAUCAUGCCAUUGCAUCCUUUGUGGUGGGAAGUUUUGUGAAAUGCAUCAAAUUUGUGCUUCAAUUCAACAAGGACAUUUUGAAUCAUUUGUGGAAUUUGUAUGCCAAGUUUAUAUUCCCAAAUAUGGAAACGAAUUGUGUGAAUAUUUAUAAUCAAGAGCUGACACAAAUCGAUUGGUCCAUGUGGAGUGUCAUCAAUUUCGAUCAAAUUGCUCAACUCAGAGAAGUAUUGGAUGAGCCUGUGAAAAGAUCUCUCAGCGCCAACUCCUCCACACAUCGAGUGCUGAUCAAAACAAUUAUUACUUCCAUACCAUGGAUGAUCAUUGUUGACAGAAUUUUAAAAUGUGGAAUUGGAAAGGAUUUGACCAGUCGAUUGUAUUCAGACAUGCUUUGUUUAUUUGUUUCUGCACUUCUCAAAAUAACUCCAUCGCAACAAACAGAUGAUGCAUUUCUCAAUCUUGCUGAUCACACUCUAUCAACGAAUAUCGAAUGGAAUAGAAUGAAUGUCGAACACUUUCAUAUGGUCUUGAAGCUAUACAGCAAGAAUUUUAUGGAUAUUAAGGAAUAUGGUUACAAUUCAAUAUCAAAUCAACAUCUCGAUGUGGCAUUUAGAUUUUUAGAACAUGCAUGUCUUUGCAACUUGAGUGACUCGACACUCGUACAGAAUCCACACACAACUCAACUACUUGAUCAUAUUAUCUAUGAAUCCACUACAGUUUCACAUGAUCCAAUCCAUGAUGAGGAAAGUAUUGAAAAUCCAAAUGCUGCAAGUGUCAGUGCCUCUACAAAACUUCUCAUUCUCUAUUAUAUUGAUUUUGUUAUUAGUACUAUUGGUUAUGUAUUGACCACACAAACACAAUCAACAAAUGCACCUCCAAUGAUUGAGACAUACUUUUUGAGUGAUGUCACAAGACCAUUUGUUUGGAUCAUGAAUGAGAUUGUCUCUCAAAAUGAUUUCAAUGCCAUCAUUGAGCAGUUGCUUCAAUUGUUAACAUUUUGUAAUCAUCCUUAUCCUGAGUUUGACAAGGUAUUCCAAUUCCUCAUUUCGAAGGUUUUUGAACAUCCUCAGAAACUAUCUCUUCCUCUUUUCAUUGCAGCUCAGUCCGUAAAGAAUUAUUCCAAAUGCGUUCUUUUGAUGGAAUUUGCAAUUAGAGCUUAUUUAGGAACAAAACCAUUGUCUCCAUGGAAUGAAAUAAUUUCAAACUUGUGGCUUCCUCCCAAUGAAACUCUUAUUCGUCAAUUCUCUUCAGCAUGCAUUGAAAAAGGGUGUCCAUUGACUUUCUUUGUUCAUCAUUUGAAACGAUUAAUGGUUGAGAGAGGAUCUAUGAUGAUUAAUUUCGAAAAGAUUGUUGAAGAAUUUGUUUUGAAUUCGAAUAUAUUUUGUAAGGAUCAAAUCGAUCUCAUUCAAGUCAUCAAUGGAGGCAAUUACAUUGACGCAUGUCAUUUGAAAUCUGAACUCUAUCUCGUUCCUGUUUGGUCUCUCUAUAUUAAUUUAUUGAUGGAAAAUAGACCUUCACAUUUGGUUCUUCUUGGUGACAAUAGUGUUAUGACCAUGUAUCCUCAAUUGCAACAACAACAACAGUAUGUGAAUGCACAAAGUAAGAAUGUCGUGUCCACACUUUGUUAUUUGGAUUCUUUAAUUGAUCGAACGGCCUUUAUUUCUCCUCCACAACAAUUUUAUGUUGGAUUUGAAGGAAUUCUUGCCUUUACAAAUUUACUUCUCACCAUCAGUGAAGAUCGAAGCACAGAGAGUACUCUCUCAAAAGUUGUUUCAUUCUUUUCUAAAAAGAAUGCUCUUGAAUCGUACCAUGAAGAGUUCAAAAUAUUUGCAAGAGCAUUGGGAGUUUUCUUGUUAUGUCACACUGCAAAGUUUCAUCCUGAUGAUCAGAAAGCAGUGAAAGAAUAUCAAAAACUUAAAAACGUUCUGGACAAGAAAUUAACAAAAACAAAUUUGGAAGCAAAGGAGAAGAGAUGUCUUGAAAUUUUAAAUCGAUAUCUAUCGAGUGAAAAUUAUGGAGAAAUGAACUUUUUAAUGGGACUACAAUCAUUAAUGUUUGAAUUAUUGAGUGUCAUGUUUGACAACAAGCAAAUUAGUGUGUUUCCUUAUUUUUGA
Messenger RNA from Naegleria fowleri, 8253 nucleotides. RefSeq lists its product as uncharacterized. The record is from RefSeq and is a predicted model, not a curated record. Gene Ontology annotation, cellular component: cytoplasm. The coding region runs from base 1 to 8253 and encodes 2750 amino acids. Lineage: Eukaryota; Heterolobosea; Eutetramitea; Acrasida; Naegleriidae. The transcript is spliced from 3 exons. Gene Ontology annotation, biological process: autophagosome maturation.